AAAUGGCAUUCCACAGCUUUCUUUUGGAACCCAUCAGCUGCCAUGCCUGGAAUAAAGAUGGAACCCAAAUUGCCUUUUGUCCAAAUAGCCAUGAUGUUCACAUCUACAAAAAGCAGGGUGAUAAAUGGACCAAAAUCCAUGAGCUGAAAGAACAUAAUGGCCAAGUUACAGGUAUCGACUGGGCUCCUGAUAGCAAUCGCAUUGUGACAUGUGGUACUGACAGAAAUGCCUACGUGUGGACUCUGAAGAACAAUGUAUGGAAACCAACAUUGGUAAUUCUGAGAAUCAACCGAGCUGCACGCUGCGUGAAGUGGUCUCCUAAGGAAAAUAAAUUUGCUGUGGGCAGUGGCUCCAGACUAAUCUCCAUCUGCUACUUUGAACAAGAAAAUGAUUGGUGGGUUUGCAAGCACAUUAAGAAGCCAAUCCGUUCUACCGUGCUGAGUCUGGACUGGCAUCCGAAUAAUGUCCUCCUUGCAGCUGGAUCUAGUGAUUUUAAAAGCAGGAUCUUUUCAUCCUAUAUUAAGGAAGUAGAGGAACGCCCUGCUCCAACUCCUUGGGGCUCCAAGAUGCCUUUUGGAGAGUUGAUGUUUGAGUCCAGCACCAGUUGUGGAUGGGUUCACAGUGUCUGUUUCUCACACAGUGGAGACCGCAUGGCCUGGGUGAGCCAUGACAGUACUAUUAGUAUUGCUGAUGCUACCAAAAAGAUGAGGGUCACAUCCCUGAUGACAGACACUCUGCCUCUCCUGUGUUUGACCUUUAUCACUGAAAACAGCCUGGUUGCUGCGGGUCAUGAUUGUUACCCUCUGCUGUACACCUAUGAUGAAGCCCAGGGGAUCCUGAGUUUUGGAGCCAAGUUGGAUGUCCCCAAGCAGAGCUCACAGAGAGGACUGACUGCACGUGAGAGAUUCCAAAACCUGGAUAAGAAGGCUAGCAGUGAUACCAACAACGUCUCCCUCGAUUCAUUGCACAAGAAUAGCAUCACUCAAAUAUCUGCGCUCAGUGGGGGUAAAGCAAAAUGUGUCAAGUUCUGCACUACAGGAAUGGAUGGAGGAAUGUGCAUCUGGGACAUCAAGAGUCUGGAAUCUGCAAUGAAAGAUUUGAAGAUAAAGUGAACAGAACAAAGUCAUGAUAUCAGUAAUUUGACCAAACUGCUUCAACCAUAUAUAAAGCAUAUGCAAAGCUUAAAUUACAUUACGUACUUUCAAGGUCUGUUUCUAUAUUGCAAUGAUAAGUAACUACUUUUUGCAGCUUUAAUGAUGAAACAAAGUAUGCUGGUCAUAAUUUUUUACUUUAUCAAUCCAAUAAAUCUUUUAUAACUACUAAA
Molecule: messenger RNA, 1324 nt
Organism: Spea bombifrons (plains spadefoot toad)
Lineage: Eukaryota; Metazoa; Chordata; Amphibia; Anura; Pelobatidae
Gene: ARPC1B
Product: actin related protein 2/3 complex subunit 1B
Exons: 9
Coding region: 3-1112 (369 amino acids)
Biological process (GO): Arp2/3 complex-mediated actin nucleation
Cellular component (GO): Arp2/3 protein complex; actin cytoskeleton
Molecular function (GO): actin filament binding
Source: RefSeq, a predicted model, not a curated record